Molecule: messenger RNA, 2496 nt
Organism: Arabidopsis thaliana (thale cress)
Lineage: Eukaryota; Viridiplantae; Streptophyta; Magnoliopsida; Brassicales; Brassicaceae
Product: Ca2+dependent plant phosphoribosyltransferase family protein
Exons: 2
Coding region: 111-1784 (557 amino acids)
Cellular component (GO): cytoplasm; plasma membrane
Source: RefSeq, marked reviewed
AUAUUGGAUUCUGCUUUUUCCUUUUCACGUUUCCGAUUUCUUCUGGAACUUUUGAGAGCCAACGUUUAUAUCUCUUCUAGUCCUCAUCGAAGAUUCCAAUCAGCUAAGAGAUGGCUGCCAAUAAAGAUGAAUUCUCCGUCAAGCAAAUCUCUCCAAAGCUGGGAGGAGAAAGAGGAGCUCGAAACCCUUACGGCCCAACUUCUUUACACGACCUCGUCGAACAGAUGGAGUUUCUUUACGUAGAUGUAAUCCGAGCCAUCAAGAACUCUGAUGUAGACCCUGGACCAUGUGACCCCGUCGUCGAAAUCACUCUCGGAAACUACAAAUCCUCUACCAAAGAUCUGCCAGUUGGACCAAAUAUGGAUUGGAACCAAGUCUUUGCUUUCGACAAAACCAAAGGUGAUGUCUUGUCGGUUACUCUUAAAGACCGUCUGACCAAUACCGUAAUAAACAAGUCCAACUUCAAGCUGGCCUCGGAAAUUCCGACUAGGGCUCCUCCCGAUGCAAGAAUCGCGCCUCAACGGUACCCUUUGCGUAAUACCAAAACCGGUUUUUACUUGAUGAUGUCAGUUUGGUUCGGUACACAAGUUGAUGAGGUUUAUCCAGUGGCUUGGUUCUCAGACGCUUCUGAAGUGAGCACUUGCGUGAUCAACACGCGACCUAAGGUCUACCUAGCUCCAAGGCUCUGUUAUGUUAGGGUUACCAUUGUUUCUGGUCACGAUUUGAUUUCCACGGAUAGAAACCGGACUCCUUCGGUUUAUGUGACAGCUACUCUAGGUCAAGUCACUCUAAAAACGGAAGUUUCUUCCGGGACGAACCCGUCAUGGAACAAGGAUCUAAUCUUUGUUGCAUCAGAGCCGUUAGAAGGAACUGUCUACAUUAGGUUAAUAGACAGAGUCGACGAUCAACACGAAGAACGCAUAAUAGGGAAGUUAGAGAAGAAGCUCUCAGAGAUGACUCCGCUCAAAGUUCCAAGUUCCGCACCGGCUUUGUUCUACGACAUUGAGGUCGAACCAGCAGGUGAUUCUAGGAGGUUCGCCAGCAGACUCAAGAUGAAACUAGCCACUGAUCAAGCUUAUCACGUCGCUGAGGAAAGCAUUCAAUACUCGAGCGACUAUAGACCUUUUGUUAAAGGGUUGUGGCCAUGUCUGCUCGGGAAAUUAGAAAUUGGGAUUUUGGGUGCGACGGGUUUAAAGGGAAGCGACGAGAGAAAACAGGGCAUUGACAGUUAUGUAGUGGCUAAAUACGGGAAUAAAUGGGCCAGGACUCGAACCGUGGUUAAUAGUGUCACACCCAAGUGGAACGAGCAGUAUUCGUGGGAUGAUUACGAGAAGUGUACGGUAUUAACCCUUGGAAUCUACGACAAUCGACAAAUCUUUAAAGAGGAUCAGGCGAACGAUGUUCCGAUCGGGAAAGUGAGGAUUUCAUUGAACCGUGUAGAAAGUGACUGGAUUUAUGCUUGCUCGUAUCCAAUUCUGAAGUUGGGAAGCAGCGGACUGAAGAAAAUGGGAGAGCUUCAGCUCGCGGUUCGCUUUGUUUAUGUUGCGCAAGGGUAUGCACGGUAUUCAGCUCCUUUCCGUUGGUUGUUACCGAAAGCUCAUUACAAAUCUCCAUUGUCGGUGUAUCAGAUCGAAGAGAUGAGAGCAGAAGCUGUUAAGAUUAACUGUGCGAAUCUUGCGAGAACAGAGCCGGCGUUGAGAAACGAGGUCGUGUGGGAUAUGUUGAAGCCGAAGAGUAAGAGUUUCAGUCUGAGAGUAACCAAAGUUAAUUGCGAGAGGUCAUAGAAUCUUUAGGGCACUAUACGGUUGGUGUGGUUGGUUCUUAGCGAAUACCAGAUACUCAACAUGUGAUAUGCGGAAAGUUGCUGCGCUUGCUUUCUUUGAUCUAUUUCUUUAUUGGCCCUCUUUGAUAGUUUGGUUGGCGAUUUACUUAGUUGUUGUGCCUUGCAUAGUACUUGUAGGUCUUUCGGGAUUACACAAGUUCCUGACACGAAAGUUUUGGAACAAGAGAGAAAAUCCUCGUUCUCCAUUGAUUGUCAACGACUUGAAGCUCUGGAAACUCGAAUCGCCAAACCUAGAUGAGUUAGAGGAAGAGUUUGACUCGUUCCCGUCGUCGGUGAGCGAUGUGAACAUUCUGCGGAUGAGGUACGAUAGAAUAAGGAUGGUUUGUCAGAGACCGAUGAUAUUACUGGGCGAUGCUGCGUCACAAGGUGAAAGGCUUUACGCUCUCUUAACGUUUAAUGGCGAUGAUCAAUUGGCUUCGUUUUACUGCUGGCUCAUAUGUGUUUUGGUCGCGCUCUGCUGGUACAAUAUACCGAUGUGGCUUUGGUCUCUCUACCCUAUCGCAUAUUGGCUUAAUUUCACGCCCUUACGCAACGAUAUGCCCUGUGGAGUCAGCAACUUCUUCCGAAGAUUGCCCACAAACGAAGUAUUGUUCUGAUGAAUCUCUCUCUCUCGCCAUGAGUAGUAACACGCGGAUUCUUGGGCUUUUCUAUUU